Molecule: messenger RNA, 3742 nt
Organism: Solea solea (common sole)
Lineage: Eukaryota; Metazoa; Chordata; Actinopteri; Pleuronectiformes; Soleidae
Gene: hdac6
Product: histone deacetylase 6
Exons: 27
Coding region: 242-3391 (1049 amino acids)
Biological process (GO): chromatin organization
Cellular component (GO): histone deacetylase complex
Molecular function (GO): histone deacetylase activity; zinc ion binding
Source: RefSeq, a predicted model, not a curated record
AGAUGCAGUCUGGACCAGAUCAUCCAGGAUCUGGACUGAAGUCUGUCAGGAGAUCUCCUCGUCUGUCUCCUGAGCUGUCAAUCAUCCACCUGAGCUGGACUUUGGACAUCUGUGUCCUCACCUGCUGUGUCUCAGUGUGAAGGACAGAUGUGUUUCUCUUGUCUUUCAGAGCAGCGCUGGUCGAGGAAAGGAGUUGAGGAAAGGAGGCAGCAGCCUGCAGGAGGUGAAGAGGAAAGGAAGGAUGGAAAGGAACCGAGAUGAGGAGCUGAACAACAGUCUGAAGAAACUGGACCUGUCCUGCAGAUCAGCUGUUGGUGGGACAGGCCUUGUCUUCUCUGACAUCUUCACUCAUCACAAGAACCUAUGGGAGCCCAGUCAUGUGGAGAGUCCAGACAGAGUGACGUCCAUCAUGAAGGAGCUGCAGACUCAGGAGCUUCUGUCUCUCUGUGUCACAGUGAAGCCCAGAGAAGCUACAGAACAAGAGCUGCUCCUCGUCCACACGAAACAGUAUGUGGACGUGAUGAGGUCGACUCAGACGAUGUCAGAGAGUGAACUACACACACUGUCUGACAAAUAUGACUCCGUGUAUCUGCAUCCUGAGUCCUUCCAGGUGUGUGUGUUGGCUGUAGGUUCAGUCCUCCAGCUGGUCGAUCAGGUGAUGACCUCUGAACUCAGAAAUGGAUUUGCUGUCAUCAGACCUCCAGGUCACCACGCUCAGACCAGCGAGGCAAACGGCUACUGCAUCUUCAACAACGUGGCGAUCGCUGCGCGAUAUGCUCAGAACACACACUCUGUUAAAAGAGUGUUGAUAGUGGACUGGGACGUCCAUCAUGGUCAGGGGAUCCAGUACGAGUUCCAGGACGACCCCAGUGUCCUGUACUUCAGUGUCCACAGGUACGAGCAGGCGUCUUUCUGGCCUCACCUGCCGGAGUCUGCUGGUGGGUUUGUGGGCAGUGGACAAGGCGAGGGGCGGACCAUGAACGUGGCCUGGGACAAGACGCAGAUGAAAGAUGCUGAUUACAUCACUGCUUUUCAACAACUGCUGUUGCCUGUAGCCUACGAGUUUCAGCCUCAGCUGGUUCUGGUCUCUGCUGGAUUUGAUGCUACUGUUGGAGACGAGAAGGGGCAGAUGUGUGUGACUCCUCAGUGUUUCCAUGUUCUCACUCACAUGUUGAUGAGUUUGGCUGAAGGCCGACUUGUUCUCGCUCUCGAGGGAGGUUAUAACCUGCAGUCCACAGCAGAGGGCGCUGCUGCCUGUGUCAGAGCUCUGCUGGGAGGAGCCUGUCCUCCUCUGACUCCGCCCACGGCUCCAUCUUUCAGUGCACUGAAGUCCAUCAGUGAGAGUGUCUCUGCUUUGUGUCCACACUGGACAUGUUUGCAGCUGCUGGAAGGCGUCCCAUUGGCUGAUAUGGUCGUCAUCAGAGCAACAACCAAUGACGAGAGCUUUCAGCACAGUGGCUCCGCCUCCUCUGUUGCCACGACGACAGGACUGGUUUACGACGAGCGUAUGAUGGAGCACCUGAACAUGUGGGACAGACAUCAUCCAGAGCAGCCGCAGAGAAUCGCCCACAUCUACGCCAGACACCAGGCGCUCGGACUGGUCCACCGCUGCACACGCAUCCCAGCACGCCUCGCGACGGAGGAGGAGCUCACCAUGUGUCACAGUGAGCGUCUGGUCCAGUUGAUCAGCUCCUCUUCACUGAUGAAGAGCAGAGAUCUUCACAGACUCAGUGAAGAGUUUAACUCCAUCUUCAUCAACAACCAGAGCUUCAGUUGUGCUCAGCUCGCUGUGGGAGGCUGCUUCGCCGCCGUGGACGCCAUCAUGAGUGGAGAGGUGAGUAACGGCACGGCGAUUGUCCGGCCCCCCGGUCAUCACGCAGAGACAGACUCCGCCUGUGGAUUCUGCUUCUUCAACACAGCAGCCCUCGCUGCUCGCCACGCCCAGAAAAUCUCCCAUCCUGCACCACUCCGAGUCCUCAUCCUCGACUGGGACGUUCACCACGGCAACGGGACACAGCACAUGUUUGAGGACGAUGACAGUGUCCUGUACAUCUCCCUCCAUCGCUAUGACAACGGGACGUUCUUCCCGUCCUCUGAAGACGCCGCCCCCAACCAGGUGGGUGUGGGAAAAGGGUUGGGCUUCAACGUGAAUGUGGCGUGGAGUGGAGGACGGAUGAGCGACUCUGAUUACCUCGCUGCUUUUCAUCAUGUGGUCAUGCCGAUCGCCACCGAGUUUAACCCCGCCCUCGUUCUGGUGUCAGCCGGCUUUGAUGCGGCUCGUGGUGAUCCUCUGGGUGGAUAUCAUGUGACCCCUCAGGGAUACGCCCACCUCACACACCUGCUGAUGUCAUUGGCUGGGGGGCGUGUCCUGCUCAUCCUGGAGGGAGGUUACAACUUGACCUCCAUCUCUGACUCCAUGGCGAUGUGUACCAGCGUGUUGCUAGGAGACACGCCCCCAGCCCUGGUUACGCCCCUCCCCCCUCCUCAUCACAGCGCCGUGGCAGUGAUCAACGAGGUCAUCCGACACCACGCCCCCUACUGGAGGUCACUGAGGAUCAACAUCCCAGCGUCUGUGCGGGCGUCUCUGCCCACCCCAAAGCAUCAUGGGAGACGUAGUUCUAAAGGAAAAAGCAGGAAAUCUGAGCAGAGUAAAGAAGACAAGUGUCCAGCAUCCCAACGAGGACGAGGGGACAUGGAGGAAGUGGACACGCUGGACCAACUUGCUCAGGGAUUGGCCAGUUUGGACAUCAGUCUGUCCUCAGCCAAUCACAGUCCUGCUACGUCCACACCAGUAGGUGGGGCCAGAGCGAAGGUCCACCUGAUACAGGAGGAGGUCAUCUGUGAAGGUGAACGGAAGGCGGAGUCUAGUGAGGGCAAAUGUGAUCAGAGCCAAUCAGAGUGUCAGACGCAGAUGGUCGCCGCGACACCAGACUCGGUCACCGUUGGAGACGAGACUACUGGUGGAAUGGGGGCAGAGCCAGAGGUAGAGGGAGCAUGCGGUUGGUCAAAACCUCAGAUGUCUCUGGAGUUGGCUUGUGGAGGACAGUCUCCUCUGUACGUGGUCGACCCCCUCCCCUGGUGUCCUCACCUGGAUGCAGUUAAGCCCCUCCCACCCUCAGGUAUAAACAUCCUCCUGCCGUGUCAGGACUGUGACUCUGUGGCUGAGAACUGGAUCUGUCUCACCUGCUACCAGGUGUUCUGUGGCCGCUACGUUAACGAGCACAUGCUAACUCAUGGUUGUGUGAGUGAACACCCUCUGGUGCUGAGCUUCUCUGACCUGUCUGCGUGGUGUUACCUGUGUGAGUCGUACGUCCACCACCAGAUUCUGUUUGAAGCUAAAAACUCUGCUCACCUCGCAAAGUUUGGAGAGGAGGUUCCUCCGUGGAGCUGAGAGGAGGCAGAGCAAUGAGAGGAGGAGGAGGGUCAUGUGAAGGAUGAAGAACGUUUGACGCCGGUUGCCAUGGAAACCAGUGUCAUUGGUGCUCAGUGGGAAAAGUGUCCCACACCUGCCAAAAGACCAUGUUUUUAUCAGUUUUAGCUGCAGACUGGUGCUGAUCUUCAUCAUCGUCAUCAUCACCAGCAGCCUCUCGACACAAAGCAGCCGUCUGAUUGGACAGCAGAAGAAGAGUGGUGCUGAUGUCACAGAGAGAAGGCCCCGCCCACAAUAACUGAAGACGUUGAUGUUUGUAAUGUUCCUUUAACUAAGGGGGGCGGGGCAAUAAAACCAAACAAAAACACUCUA